Molecule: messenger RNA, 3923 nt
Organism: Cuscuta europaea
Lineage: Eukaryota; Viridiplantae; Streptophyta; Magnoliopsida; Solanales; Convolvulaceae
Source: the annotation of a GenBank genome assembly
CAUGAUGUGGAUGAAGAGAUGGGUGAGACACAAAUGAUAGGUGGGGGGACCCUCCUCCACAUUAUUUGAGGUGUUCACAAAGGAAUCAUCCUCUCACACACACCCUCACCAUAAUUUCGGCCAGCACACCAAGGAGAGAGAGGAGAGCCUCUACAAUUCACCAUCCUCCAUUGUUGAAGCAAGCUCAAACCAAGGAAGCUCCAAGGAAGAAGAAAGAGUGAGAAAAGAAGAGAAAAACUUAGAAAAUCAAGGAAUUUUACCAAAGUAUUCUAGACUUUUCAAGGAAUCUAGGAGUGACCGGAAAAGUCGCCGGAGCCACCGGAGUUUUCGCCGGAAAAUUCCAAAAGUCGCCGGAGUUCAAACGAAGAGGAUAAAAGCUUGCUAGCAACAUUUCGAGGUUGAAGCUAGAGCUUACUUCCUGCACCCGUUGUUCGGGAGAUCGAUGGAGAGAAGACGUGGUUCGUGCUUCCUCUGGUUCUAUUUCUAAAUAAUUAAAUAAUGCUCAUGGAACUAUUUUUGACUUAUAAAUUAAUGGAGCCUGCGAGCUCUUGUUUUACCCUUGUGUGGGUUCUUAUUAAACACUUAUAUUCCGCUAUGUGUUUAAUUGUAUGUUGAUGUUGUUAUGUAUGUUUACUAAUCGGUUUUGGCAUAUGUAUCUAUCGGACGUCUUGUGCAAUUUAGUAAGGAUGAAUUGCGGUUAUUCUUAUUGGGUUGUACGACGGUUGUCUACGUGGCACAGACACGGUCUGGGGCGUGACAAAAGUAGCCCGCCGCAGCAAGGUAGAAAUCCCUCGUUCCAGGCGCCAUCUCCUACACGGCAGCAAGCUUCUUGCCCAAUCUCACGGCUCUGAAUUUUUAAGGUAUUUAUUUUUAACUCAAAAUCUUUGCAGAAUCUUAUGUACAUGAUUUAUUGCAUUAUGUUUGUCAUUGUGUUAAACAUCAUUGAUUUUGUUUUUGAGAUUAAGUUGUCAUUUUUUUUAUUGCACACCAAGUGUUUGAUGUUAUGCCUCAUUUUUUUUUGGAGAUAGAUGUAAUUUUUGAGUAUAAUUCCGUAAUGCUAUAUGUUAUAAUCAUAUAGUUGGAAUCAAUAUCAUAUUAUGCAUCCGUCUCCCUUUUAUACAUCCAUGUGAUCAUUUUUCCGUAAAGCUAUAUGCCAUAUACAUAUAGUUGGAAUCAAAGAUCACACGAAUUAAUCUUAUUUUCAUGCAUUUUAUAUGAUUAUACUUUCCGUAAAGCUAUAUGUUAUACAUAUAUAGUUGGAAUUAAGAUCAUAUUAUGCAUUUUUUUAUACAUAUUAUGUGAUUAUAUUUUUCCGUAAUGCUAUAUGUCACUUACAUAUAGUUGGAACCAUAAUCACAUAAGAUUACUAUAUUUUAUACUCAUAAAUUAUCUCUAGGGCAAAAAUACAUGUUUAAUUUCCCGUAAAUCUAUAUGUUAUACUUAUAUAGUUGGAAUUCAUGUAGUCCUAUUUUUAAACAUUUUUUUAGAAUACACUGACAUGUUUAUAUUUCUGUAAUUCUAUAUGUCAUAUACAUAUAGUUGGAAUAACAAUCAUGCAGUCAUAUUCUUACUUGUCAUAUAAAUAACCUAAAUUAAAGUCUACUUUCUGGAAAACAAAAUCCAUUUAUUGUCAUACUAAUAAUUCUAAAUGAAUUUGGCAAUUUUUUUAGUAUUUUUUAUAACAUACUUCGAAAUUUCAUAACAAUUUUUUUUAGUGUUAUAUAUUCUAUUUUUUUUUUAAUACGGAGUAUGUGUUCAAGUAUUUAACAAAAAAAAGAUAAUCUUGUUAUUCGACUAACUAUCAUUACAUGUUUGAAUUAGCAUUAAUGGACAUUCUAUAUACGUUAUAUGUUGUACUCCGUAUACUACAUAUGUUAAUGCAUAUAUUAGGAACAUCUAAUCAUUACCUCAAUGCUCUCAUAAUUUAUUAUGGAGUGUGUAGCAAAUUACCAUAUAUAACUGAGCAUGACAUAAGUAAAGUUUUUUUUUCCAUUCUUGAAAAUUUACGGUACACCUACAUUGUUUUUAAAUCUUGAAACUAUUUUGUCCUAAACAAUAAAUUCCAAAUAUAAUACACUUUACACUGUUCAUGGUUAAUGUAUGUAUCAUAGUAGAACCAUAACCAUACGUGUUCAUGAUAUCUUCCUGUAUCUUAUGCAUGGUAUUAUUCUGUAAUGCAUACACAUCAUCCGCCUAUAUGUAUUUUUUUAACAUAUAUGCAUAUUAGAUUACUAAUAUAUUAUUAAAUUUGUUUUUACAAACUAAUUUUGGAUAAUUAAAAUUCGAUAAUUAAUUAUUUUUAUAAAUCGAAGUUUGUUAAAAAAAAUCAAAAAUUUGUCAAAAUAUACUAUUUAAGUUCGAAAAAAAACCGAUAAUUAUAUUUCAUUUUUAGAUCCAUUUUUUUAUAAUUAAAAUAUAUGGCAAAAUAUUUUUUCAAUAAUUCGACAAUAUAAAUAAUAUUACUAAAAGGAUUAUUAAAUUCGUCCUUUUUUUUCAAAAAAAAGGAGAUAUACCUAACCCAUUCAUUAGACCAAUAUUAAUGUUUUCUAUAUGAAACACACCAUAUAACAUCUGAUAAAAAUCUCUAUGAUUUUUUUAUUAAGGAGAUGAACAUAUAUCUCCUCUCUUCGAUGCAUUAUAAAAUAUUGUCUACAAAGAGACAUACCCCCCAUGACAUUUUUUUUAUGUGAUAAAGAAUUUUCACACAAAGAAUCGCAUUUUUUAUUCAUUUUUUUAGCGAUAAAUGGUAGUGAAUAACACUCAUACAAUUUUAUAUUUUAAGAUGACUGAUCCAACUCGAUCCGAGUUUGACAUCCUGGACUCAGAAGGACUUGAGUACCAUCGCUGGGUUUCUGACAUAGAAACCACUUUUGUGGCUAAAGACUAUUCCGCCACACUUGCCGACCCUGAAAGUUUAAAAGAUAAUGCACCGUCUGAAAAAAUAAAGGCUGCUGCGUUAAUGUUCCUUAGACGCCAUAUUGACCCUAGCUUACGUUGGGAAUACUUACAAUUGAAAACCCUCAAAGAACUGUGGGACGCACUAAAAUGUCGUUUUGGGAACAUACAUGACACAUUGAUCCCCGAACUGACAGUGCAAUGGAAUGAAAUCCGCUUAGUCGACUACAAAAAGAUCAACGAUUUUAAUAAGGACAUGUUAUGUCUCAAAGCGCGCCUUAAUUUCUGUGGUAAACCAAUCACAGAAGAUGAAAUGAUUGAUAAGACCCUCUCCACUUUCCCUACCUCAGCACUUAUACUAGCGAACCAGUAUAGGUUGGAGCAUAAUAACAAAAGAAUAACCACAUUUAAUCAGUUAAUUAAUUUGCUCCAAGUUGCUGAAAGACAAAAUCAAGUUCUCUUGAAUAACAAUGCCAGACCAGUUGGGACAAAGAAAAUUCCCGAGGUCAACUAUGGCAAAGCAAACACUGGAAAGCACCCUAGUGGAAGAGGAGAGGGUCGUACUCGUGGAAGGGGGCGCAACAAUCAUGGCGGGCGUGGAGGCCGAGGUACGGGACGUGGAGGAUUUUCCAAAGUGUGGAAGAGAGAUACAAGAGGCGGGACCAGUGGUCAAACUAACAAGGCCCAUAAUGCACCAUCAAAACCUCCAGUCAAACGAGACCGAGUUGGGGAAGAACCAUGCUACAGAUGCGGAGUUUCAGGUCAUCGGUAUAAGAAUUGCCAAGCCAGUAAUAGAGUUGUUGCUGCCUACAAGAAAUACAGAGAAUCAAAGGAACAUGAAUCUCAAUUUGUGACAGACGAAGGAAAUGAGGUUGAUGUUAACCUCACAGUGGCGGAUUUUGGUGUUAAAAAUAACAUCACCCAUUCAGUCGAUGCACCGGACUUUGAUUAAUUUUCCCCCUAUCCCACCAGACAAUUUAAACAAACUUUAUGUUUUUCCCAUUCCUUUUAAUUUCCUGCUUAUGGAC